AUGGGACCUAUCAUACACAAAGCCCUGAUCAACGUUGAUCUAGGAGAGGGGUUUGGAAACUGGACAAUCACUUCAGAUGAAGACUUGCUUCCAUUCAUUGACCAUGCCAAUAUUGCUUGUGGAUUCCACGCUUCUGACCCCCUCAUCAUGAUGGAAACUGUUCGCAGCUGCAAGCAACACAACGUAAAAGUCGGAGCACACCCCGGUCUGCCAGAUCUCCAGGGAUUUGGCCGUCGAGAAAUGAUACUUUCAACUGACGAGCUCACUGCAAUCACUGUUUAUCAAGUUGGAGCACUUAAGGGGUUCUUGGAUCGAGAGGGAGUCCUCCUUCACCACGUCAAGCCCCAUGGGAUGCUCUAUGGUAUGUGUUGCAGGGACUAUGACACUGCCAUGGCCGUAUUUAAGGGCAUUCCCAAGGGUGUCAAGGUGUUUGGUCUUCCAGGUACUUGUAUGGAACAGGCCGCCAGAGAUUUAGGACUCGAUUUCGUCGCGGAGUUUUAUGCGGAUGUCAAAUACAAUGCUGAUGCUUCUCUCCUGAUUGAGCGCAAAAAGAAGGCUUGGGAUCUUGAGGAGGUCCGAAGACGCGUAACACAGCAGAUGGAAACAUGCACUGUUGUUGCGAUCGACGGAUCAACCUGUGAACUGCCUGUUAAGGAUUAUCCUAUCUCGAUUUGUUGUCAUUCCGACGUUCCCGGGUGCUUCGAGUUGGUGAAGGUGACAAGAGAAGCUGUCGACGAGUUUAACGGGGUUUACUUCCCCACCGAAUAG
Molecule: messenger RNA, 768 nt
Organism: Penicillium soppii
Lineage: Eukaryota; Fungi; Ascomycota; Eurotiomycetes; Eurotiales; Aspergillaceae
Exons: 3
Coding region: 1-768 (255 amino acids)
Biological process (GO): carbohydrate metabolic process
Source: RefSeq, a predicted model, not a curated record